Molecule: messenger RNA, 459 nt
Organism: Didymodactylos carnosus
Lineage: Eukaryota; Metazoa; Rotifera; Eurotatoria; Philodinida; Philodinidae
Source: the annotation of a GenBank genome assembly
AUGUGUAUGCGGCAAUUGUCAUAUCCUUACGGGCCAUAUACUCAGAUUGGUUAUAUAAAUGAAGAAUCAAGUUAUCAAGCUGUUCAAAUUCUUAUGUUACUUACAUUGAAUAAUAGCGUAUUUGAUCAAAAUUCACAAAGUGCCAUUGUCCAAUAUUCGUGGAGUAAUGCUACAUAUGCAGAUUCCUAUUGUCUGUGUACAUCAAGUUAUUGUAAUCAAAAUUUUCAAACAUGUGCUCCCAAUUUAACAAAUUAUAUUCGUUUAUGGACAAUACAACAAAGUUACACAGGAACAAUUCUAACAACAGUAGCAAUGACAACAACAUCAGCAAUUCUAACAACUACAGUUAACAAUGGGAAACAAACACAUUCGGAAAUAUUUCUAUUUCAGUUCAUUACAUACAUUCUCUUUUUUCAUUAUAAUCAUUUAAUCGAAUCAUCACAAAGAACACAGUUUUAA